This is a messenger RNA of Euleptes europaea (tarantolino), 960 nucleotides long. RefSeq names its product olfactory receptor 10K2-like. Gene Ontology annotation, biological process: G protein-coupled receptor signaling pathway. Bases 1 to 960 code for a protein of 319 amino acids. Gene Ontology annotation, molecular function: olfactory receptor activity; G protein-coupled receptor activity. The transcript has a single exon. Gene Ontology annotation, cellular component: membrane. Lineage: Eukaryota; Metazoa; Chordata; Lepidosauria; Squamata; Sphaerodactylidae. The record is from RefSeq and is a predicted model, not a curated record.
AUGGAGCCCAGUAGUUGGAAUCAAAGGAAUUCUUCUGAGGACUUCGUCAUGCUCGGCUUUUCGAACCUGCCAAAAUAUGAGGUCCUUCUCUUUUGGCUAUUUCUGACCAUGCACCUGGUCACUCUCUCAGGGCACUUUUCUAUUGUGGUUGUGACUUUGGCUGAGCCCUCCCUUCACACCCCCAUGUAUUUCUUCCUGCGUAAUCUGUCCUCUAUUGAGAUCUUCUACACGCUGGUCAUUGUGCCUAAGAUGCUGGUGAAUUUCUUAGCCAGCAGCCGAAAGGUCUCCUUGCCUGCAUGCGCCACACAGAUGUAUUUCUUCAUUGCUUUGGGCACAUCAGAGUGUUUCCUGCUGGCAGUGAUGGCCUAUGACAGAUAUGUGGCCAUAUGCAAUCCUUUGCGCUAUACCGUUAUUAUGAGUCAGGCACUCUGUCUCCAUCUAGUGGUGGUAGUCUGUGCUACAGGCUUCAUCCUCUCCCUGGGACUCACUGCGCUGAUUUUCAGGCUGCCUUUCUGUGGUUCUCAUGAAAUCAAUCAUUUCUUCUGUGACAUUCCACCAGUGUUGUUCCUGGCCUGUAGUGACACCCACACCGAUGAGAUUUUGGUCUUCGUUGCAUGCCUGAUGGCUCUUCUGGUUCCCUUCCUAUUGAUCCUGGUUUCCUAUGUGUUCAUCGCCAACUCCAUCCUGAGGAUCAAAUGCUCCCAAGGCAGGAAAAAGGCCUUCUCCACUUGCGCAGCUCAUCUGGUGGUGGCCGUCCUCCACUAUGGCUGUGCCAUUUUCAUCUACAUCCGCCCCAAGGCCAGCUAUUCCCUCGAGCAAGACAAAGUGGUCUCUCUGAUCUACACCAAUGUCACGCCUAUGUUGUACCCCAUGAUCUACAGUCUCAGGAAUAAGGAAGUGAAGGGUGCCUUGAGGAAGGUUAUCAGGAGAAAAGUCUCAUUUCAGAAAAAUACUGAGUGA